AUGUUCCUUAGUCUAGUCGGGGAUGCGCUCCAAUUUCCUCAUGUAUUGUUUCGGAUGUUUUUUGCUCAAAGGAUGCUGUUUCCACUUGCAUGUCCCCCACCUAAGUCCGUUAUAAAGUUUUGUGUUUUUCUCACAGUUCAUCGUUUCUUUUCUACCCCUUCAACAUUGAUAACAAAAGUGUGCUCGGCUGUUCGCAUUAUCAGUGGCGGCGAGGGAGGUGCAGAGAACGGAGACUACUUCCGUAAGUCUUUGAAUAUAAUGACUGACGCCAGUAAAACAACCAAAUCUGUUGAGAACGCUAAUAUCCCCACGUUGACAUUUGUCACGGGGAAUGCCGGUAAGCUUCGCGAGGUGCAGGCCUGCCUUGGCGGCUACGUCACGACCGAAUCGGUGAAAUUGGACCUUCCAGAAAUACAGGCCUCAUCGGUUUCACGAGUGAGUCGAGAGAAGGCUCUCCUUGCGUACGAACGGCUAAAGAAGCCGGUGCUCGUAGAGGACACUGGGCUGUCUUUUGAGGCUCUGGGAGGAAUGCCCGGUCCAUAUGUCCGUUGGUUCCUCGACGCUGUUGGACCUAUUGGACUCGCCAAAAUGCUCAACGGCUUCGAGUCCCGCAGCGCUCAGGUGGACUGCGUCUUCACCUACUGCGCCUCACCGGGAGAAGUGCUUCAGUUCAUCGGGAGCAGUCGCGGCAGUAUUUCAAUGGUACCACGUGGCGAAGGUGGUUUUGGGUUCGACACCAUUUUUAUGCCAGACGAUGGCAAUGGGCAAACAUUUGCAGAGAUGUCGGCAAGCACAAAAAACACAAUAUCACAUCGGGCCAGAGCACUGGUGGAAGUAAGGAAGCAUUUUGAAAAUAGCAAAUAG
This is a messenger RNA of Trypanosoma brucei brucei TREU927, 864 nucleotides long. RefSeq lists its product as hypothetical. The record is from RefSeq and is a predicted model, not a curated record. NCBI's taxonomy places the organism in Eukaryota, Euglenozoa, Kinetoplastea, Trypanosomatida, Trypanosomatidae. The transcript has a single exon. Gene Ontology annotation, biological process: nucleoside triphosphate catabolic process. Gene Ontology annotation, molecular function: nucleoside triphosphate diphosphatase activity. Gene Ontology annotation, cellular component: cytoplasm. Bases 1 to 864 code for a protein of 287 amino acids.